GGCACAUUGAGGCGCAGGAAUUGGCAAAGAGCAACGAGUCCAAAUAUUGCUCUUUACAGUCGUUACUACUCAACCUAAUACAGGAGGAAAAAGCAGUCGGUCGCCUGUGUCAGAGGACAAGUCAGAGGCAGCUAUGUCUUCAGCGGUGGAUCUCAAGACCAAGGAGGAGAAGGAUGCUGAGUUGGACAGACGGAUCGAAGCUGUGAGGAAGAAGAACGAAGCUCUGGUGAAGAGGUACCAGGAAAUAAAGGAAGACAAGCAAAAGGCAGAGCAGGAGGGCAUCGCCGUGACAACAGCCAGGAAACCCCGCCCCCAUGAGCCUGAGACGGACAGGAGGAAGGCGGAGAAAGACAACUUCACUGUCACAGUCGACCUUUCUAAGCCAACAGGGGACAAGAGAGCCGUGAACGAGUGGAAACCUGGAACGCCCCGCGGCCGGAAGACAUCAGAGGAGAGCGACGGCCACCGAGGGACGCCAAACGAUGGCGGACGAUGGGCGAACGACCGCGGCCACCGAGGAGGGCCAAACGAUGACGGCCGGUGGGCGAAUGAUGGCGGCCAAAGAGGAGGCGAGAACGACGGUGGCCAAAGAGGGUCGCCAAACGAUGGCGGCCGGUGGGUGAACGACGGCGGCCAAAGAGGAGGGCCGAACGACAGCAACCGGGGAGGGCCGAGUGAUGGUGAUACCCCCCCCAGGAGGACGAGUUCUGGGCGACUGGAUCGGGGAGGUCAGAGAGGAGGAGGAGGAGGAGGAGGAGGAGGAGGAGGCCGCCGCCAGGAGAGAAGAGAAUGGGAACCUCGCACACCCAAAGAUGGAGAACCUGGGGAGUCAGGAGGUCCGGGACGCAGAGGAGGAAGGGGAGAAGAAGAAGGAGGAGGAGGAGGGACACCAGGUGGCACGGACCGGAAAUCCAAGGAAUGGGAGGAGAAGAGGCGACAGAACAUUGAGAAGAUGAAUGAAGAGAUGGAGAAAAUAGCGGAGUAUGAGCGAGGACAGCGGCCGGAUGGAGACAAACUGAUCCGUAACUUCCUUGACGACCCAAGACGUUCAGGCCCGGCACCAGACAUAGACCGCAAAGAGGGCAGCAGGAGACACGUCCGGAACUGGGGAGGGCUGGACUUUGACAACGUGAAGACAAGGGCCGAACUGGAGAAAGAGUGGACAAGUCGAAGGCCCGGACCAAAGGGCUCCACGGACAUGACCAUGUCCAUGACUGGCCGGGAGAGAGCGGAGUACCUGUGCUGGAAAAAGGAGCGCGAGGAGAUUGACGAGGAGAGACUAGCGCGCCAUCGCAAUGCCACGGGCCAGUGGAAACGAGAGUGGGACGCACAGAAGACGGAGAACAUGUUCAAGGAGGACCCAUAUGUGUCCUCGGAGGGCAUCACACCCGAGCAAGGCAGCAGGAGAGCCCAGGGGCGUAACUCUCGUACAGAGCCUCAGGGCAGGGCCUCAGACGACGGCAAGCGACCUCCGAAAGCUUCGACAUUUGGUGACUUCCUGUCCCAGGGCAGGACCCCGGGGCAACGAGGCGACCGGGGAGGGGGGAGGGGCCGAGGACAGAAACCGAGCUACAGCAUGCACGAUAACCGCUGGGAAGGAGAAAGAGAAGAGGAGGAGGAGAAGGAGGAAAAAAUUAAGAGAGAGGAGAAGACUAAAAAGAAGGAGAAGGAGAAAGAAAAAGCCAAACCUCCCGCAGCACAGAAGGCAGAGCCGAAGAACUUAGAAGAUGAUGAUGAAGAAUGGGAGGAUGCCAGCGAAGGAGAAGACGACGACGAUGACGAAGGGAGCGAUUUGGAACACGACACCAGGGGCGAUGAGAAGAAAGACACCGGGAAGGAGAAGCCAGUGAAGAGCAAAGACAACUCCCCUACAUCUCCCCCACCUCGCGCUCAGCCGACAUCCACAGGAAGCCCCAAAGAUCAGAGGCCUCCCAGGCCGAAGGUCCACAUCCCACCCCCGGCAGCAGUUCAGGAGACCCCAGAGGGAGGCAAGCCCCUCAGCCCCUUCCUGCCCCUGGAGAGCCACCAGCCUGUGUCCGACUGGGGGGAGGAGAUGGAGAUGCAGUCACCCCGCAGCAGCAUGGGGGGUGAGAGCCCACUGAAACCCCCCAGCGUGGAGGCCAGCCCACCCCAGAAGAAGGAGGAAGAGGAGCAGACGAUGGAGAGCAAAGCUGUCGUCUCCAAUGAACCUGCUGAGCCACAGAAAGAGGAGGACACAGAAGACACUGAAGCCAAGCAGACUGUGAUGGUGUCAGAACCAGAGUCUGUUCCCACAGACUCCCCCGCUGCACCGCCAUCGGACCCCGCCCCAACUGAAGUUUCUUGCUCCGCCUUCUCUGAGGUCAGCGAGGCUACCGUGGCGAUAGAGCAGGAUACUACACCUGCUGCUCCAUCACAAGAGGACAAACUGGACGCCCCUCCCCCUACAGCCGCCCUGGAGGUUGACAGUAGCUCCUCUGAAGAGGAAGAAGAGGAAGAUGACGACAUGCCGGCUGCCGGGACCAACGUUGCUCAGACAGCAGAGGAAGUUGAGUCCUCGGAGUCAGAGUACUCGGAGUCAGAGUCCAAGGAACCAGAGUCCAAGGAGCCGGAGUCCAAGGAGCCGGAGUCCAAGGAGCCCGAGUCCAAGGAGCCCGAGUCCAAGGAGCCCGAGUCCAAGGAGCCCGAGUCCAAGGAGCCCGAGUCCAAGGAGCCAGAGUCCAAGGAGCCAGAGUCCACAGAUCCAGAGUCCACAGAUCCAGAGUCCAAGGAGCCAGAGUCCACAGAUCCAGAGUCCAAGGAGCCAGAGUCCACAGAUCCAGAGUCCAAGGAGCCAGAGUCCAAGGAGCCAGAGUCCACAGAUCCAGAGUCCAAGGAGCCAGAGUCCACAGAUCCAGAGUCCACGGAGCCAGAGUCCAAGGAGCCAGAGUCCAAGGAGCCAGAGUCCAAGGAGCCAGAGUCCAAGGAGCCAGAGUCCAAGGAGCCAGAGUCCACAGAUCCAGAGUCCAAGGAGCCCGAGUCCACGGAGCCGGAGUCCACGGAGCCGGAGUCCACGGAGCCGGAGUCCACGGAGCCGGAGUCCAAGGAGCCGGAGUCACCACCGCCAUCCUCAGGGCUAAAGUGA
This is a messenger RNA of Pseudoliparis swirei, 3103 nucleotides long. It is a transcript of the gene ccdc9, whose product is annotated as coiled-coil domain containing 9. The coding region runs from base 134 to 3103 and encodes 989 amino acids. The transcript is spliced from 18 exons. NCBI's taxonomy places the organism in Eukaryota, Metazoa, Chordata, Actinopteri, Perciformes, Liparidae. The record is from RefSeq and is a predicted model, not a curated record.